GUGAUGGUGAUUGGUUGUCGCUUGAUCGGGAAGUAGAAAUGAAAAAUGGUCACAUCACAGGAACAAGCAACCCGACCGGUCACAACGUUCUAAUUGAUGCUCGGUUUGAAUUGCCUACAGGUAAAACAUCUGCAGACGAAUCUAAAGAUUUACAAGUACAGGAAGCAGAAGAACACCAGAAUAAAUAUAAAGUAAUUAACGACAUAAUGGACCAAAGUAUCUCUGCUAUCAAGGAACAGCCCUAUAAGUCGGCUAAUAGGGAAUUUUCAGAGGCAGAAGACAGCGAUUAUACAAGUGACGUGAAUUCAAGUCCAUCCCACCAUCACCACCAUCGACAUUUAGGUCGUUACUCUGAUGACUAUGGUGCUGCACCAGGAGGCUAUUAUUAUGAAAGAGAUCUGGCCUAUGACCCCAGAUAUCAUGACUCCGGCAGCAGAAGAAAUUCAACGGAGCCACUAUCCUAUCUCAGCAAAGAUAACUCGUCUGAUCGUGGUAGGAACGAUUACUACGAGAACGAUUAUCCGCACUCAUAUGACAUACCUCCGUAUUCAGUCAGUUAUAACUCAAGUCCAUAUGUUGACGAUGAUCCUCGACAGAGCGACAUGCAUGGAAUGGGCAGAGACUAUUCUGGGUAUCCGGACGAUGGCGGGGACAUGUAUGCCAGCCAGGAGAAAUGCGAUAGUUAUGAAAAAUAUCACGAUCAACCGUAUGACGAUUUUGAUGAUCCUUACCCGGAGGACAGGUACCCGAAAGGUGGGUACCCGAUGAGCGAUUACCCUUCCCAACAUCAUCUACAGCAUUAUGAUGAUUACGAAGAUGAACGAUACCCAUACUACUCGCGUGACGACAUGCACUCUCAGGACAUUUAUGCUCGUGAAGAUGAAUACCAACUUAGUAGACAGCACGAUGAUCCACAAGUCUAUGACGAUCAGAACGAUUACAAUAUAAGAUAUGAUUGGAAGAACGAGCCAAACCCACACAUGCAUCAGGAUAACGAUGCUCUUUCCCAUGUUGAUUAUUAUAAUUAUGAGCGGUCAAGCCAAGAUAUCGCUCCUACUUACCAAAAUGAAAGCUAUGGUCAGGACCCUUAUGCUAUGGAUUUGUACCCAAAGCGAAUACAAGACCUGGGACUGGAGAAACAACUGCAACCGUUUUCUGACAGUCUCGGAAGUAUCGAAGAACCGACGAGAAGUGAUGUUGAAUCUGAUGGAAGCUUUAGUAAAAGUAGAUUUGACAAAGGAAUUAUACCUGUGAAUGACAGUAAACAGUCCCUUGGCACUGAUAGCCCUCGAAGUAGCCGGAUGUCAUCCCCAAGGGCUAGUCGCUCUGAGCUCCAUCACAGCCAGGAAGAUUGCCUGAGUCAAGAUGCAUUGGAACCUGAAGAAGAUGACUUUGUUGCUAAGAGUGAAGCAAUCAAGAACCAAUGGAGUAAAGGAAUGCAUACUAUUCGCAAGAGUAUGCAAACUGAGGUAGGUAACAAUUUAUCUUGAAUCAUGUAAAGUGAAGAAAAGAAAGAUUGUAGAGCUGUGAGAAUUGAACCACUGACAGUCAAAGUACUAUUGCAACACUAGGCCAGCAGAGUUAGACUGCCCUGGUGGCAAUUGUUCCUCCUGAACAAACAUUUUCUUUCCUCAAGGUUUGCAGACAGUACAGACAUACUCAUUACUAAAGCCCAUGUCUACCACACUGUGGUAGAAGAAAUAUCCAAGAAGCUGAAAGGAAAUGUCCAGUAUGUUUAUUAACUUAGCACUUAUAUAUAUUUGUUAUAGUUUUAUUUAUAUGUUUUAUAUAUGUGUUUUGUAAUAGUAUUGUAUAUUAUUGAUCAUGAUUAUUUUUAGCAUGCUUCAAAGCUUAACUAAGAUAGUGUAGUUGGAUUUGAGCACGAUAUCAAAGUCUCU
This is a messenger RNA of Anneissia japonica, 1898 nucleotides long. Its product is annotated as phorbol ester/diacylglycerol-binding protein unc-13-like. The transcript is spliced from 6 exons. The coding region runs from base 39 to 1490 and encodes 483 amino acids. The record is from RefSeq and is a predicted model, not a curated record. NCBI's taxonomy places the organism in Eukaryota, Metazoa, Echinodermata, Crinoidea, Comatulida, Comatulidae.